AUGCCUCAUAAAAAACCUUCAGCUGAUCUUUAUCAUCCAAUUGGUUAUGGAGAUAAUGAACAACAUCUUGGCACGAAAAAAGUAGUUGAAAAUAAAGAAACUACAGGACCACAAGCUGGACUUGGUGGUGAAAAAGGAAGUAAAAUAUGUGGUCAAGCUGGUCCAGAACUACUAGGAGGGUCUGCAAGUACACGCAUUCUUGGUCAAUCUGUCGAUGAACAGUUAAAGAAACCAUUACCACCAAGUAGUGAACAAUAA
Adineta steineri is the source of this 258-nucleotide messenger RNA. NCBI's taxonomy places the organism in Eukaryota, Metazoa, Rotifera, Eurotatoria, Adinetida, Adinetidae. The record is from the annotation of a GenBank genome assembly.